Molecule: messenger RNA, 444 nt
Organism: Plenodomus lingam JN3
Lineage: Eukaryota; Fungi; Ascomycota; Dothideomycetes; Pleosporales; Leptosphaeriaceae
Source: RefSeq, a predicted model, not a curated record
AUGCAUAACCUUGCCCACACUUUUCAUCCGAUCGUGACACCCUAUCACCUUCGAGACGUAUGGACAUCACAGGGGAACGUACCUCCUUAUCCAAGCAACUGGCCCGAAUCGAGAACAUGGAAUUACUGGGCAGCAAGAGUUCCACGGCGUGUGGUCCCCAUCAACCUUCCGACAGAUACAGUGCCGGAACUCAUGGGUUUCGUGAAGCGGUCUCCUACUGAUCUCAUAGAUGUCGAAGCGUUAUUCUCCCGAGACCGUCGACCCAGUCCAAAAUACUCUGAUCAACUCAAUCACUGCCUGAUGCUUGCUUUGAACAUGGAUCCGCUCCAGCGCGUGCGCGCUGGAGAGUUAUUCAUCGUUAUUCUCGAAAAGCAUACGAAUCUCCUCAUCGAAACAAGACCACCGCAGUAUACAGAACACCUCAGAGACCUCGUAGCUCGCUGA